Messenger RNA from Lepisosteus oculatus (spotted gar), 3364 nucleotides. Its product is annotated as ras-related protein Rab-39A. The record is from RefSeq and is a predicted model, not a curated record. Gene Ontology annotation, cellular component: Golgi apparatus. NCBI's taxonomy places the organism in Eukaryota, Metazoa, Chordata, Actinopteri, Semionotiformes, Lepisosteidae. Gene Ontology annotation, biological process: Rab protein signal transduction; vesicle-mediated transport; phagosome-lysosome fusion. Gene Ontology annotation, molecular function: GTP binding; GTPase activity.
GCUCUACCGUGGUGCUGAAGUGACAACUCCUUUCUCUGGUGCUAGGGGUGCACGAGUAUAACUAGUUAGUGUAUCUUUUGUAGUUCAGUGUUGAUUUUUUUUGUAUGUGUACUGUACACGUCAUCAUCAAAAAAAGAAAAGGAUACAGACUGGCGGAAAGGAAACAGCCUAAAGUACUCUCCGUUGCACAGGAUUUAACUUUAAUACGCUUGGUAUAUAUUUUUUUCCUUGGGUAAACUUGUUUCUUAAUUGAAUCGUCAUGUUUAAUAGUGUGCAAGUGCACGGAAGUAUGCUUGAAUUAAAGAAGCCGUGCUUAGAUUUAGAAGAAGGAUGAUGUGAUAUCUGCAGUAAAGACAUUUGAGCGAAUAUGCUGGAAGCAGUGUCACUGCACACACAAAAAAAACUGGCGGAUGGCAUGAUUCGCCCCAAUAGACGCACAUAAUUUCAGAUAUUUCACCAUUUAAUACAAAUCUAUCAGUUUAUAUUCCAUUAUUAGAUUUUACCACACGUGGAUACCGAACGAAAACUGGGGGUGCUCGGUUAUUGCUUUGUCAUUAUGCGGGAUCUUAUGGGUGUUUUGAAAUCGCUGAUUUAAAGGGAUGUUGUAAUGGAAGCGAUUUGGAUUUACCAGUUCAGAUUGAUCGUAAUAGGUGACUCGACGGUGGGAAAAUCUUGUUUGCUGCGUCGUUUUACCGAGGGCAAGUUUACCGAUGUUUCUGACCCUACGGUAGGAGUCGACUUUUUUGCCCGACUAGUUGAGAUUGAACCGGGGAAGCGAAUCAAACUACAACUCUGGGAUACAGCGGGUCAGGAAAGAUUCAGGUCUAUAACGCGUUCUUACUAUCGCAACUCAGUGGGAGGACUCCUGGUUUUUGACUUGACCAAUCGGAGGUCCUUUGAGCACCUGAAGGACUGGUUAGAUGAAUCCAAGAUGUACGUGCAGCCCUUUGAGAUCGUGUUUCUUCUGGUGGGGCACAAGUGUGACGCUGGACACCAACGGCAAGUGAGCCGGGAGGAAGCCGAGAGAUUUGCGCUGGCUUGCGGGAUGAAAUACAUAGAGACCUCGGCGAAAGACGCCACGAACGUGGAGGAGUCCUUCACCAUCCUCACCCGAGACAUCUAUGAGCGAGUGAAGAGGGGGCACAUAAGCAUUCAGGAGGACUGGGAAGGUGUCAAAAGCGGUUUCAUUCCAAACGUAGUCCACUCCUCCGAGGAAGCUGUAAAACCUGGAAGGAGGUGCCCAUGCUAGCAAGUCAGACGUGAAUUGUUCUUCAGCCAAAGACCGCAAAUGCGACGGCGUGGGGUAGCUUAGUGCGCCCAGAGAAGACUGUGUGAUGUCCUGUCAACAAGCUUUUAGAUUACGCCAUCCCGGUGCAGUCCUCUUGAUCUGACCCAAGAUGCUGUUCCUGUAUUUAAUCACUUGACUUGGGUUGUAAAACAUUUCAUAAACAGUGUAAAGAAAUGCUCACCGUUGUGGUUCCCAAACGUUCAGAAUCUAUUGACUAUAAUUCCAGAACAAAUUCACUUCUUUUAGGCUAGCUGGUUUUGUUUUUCCCAUUUAUGUGCGUGCAUAUUUUGUAAAUAAACCUGAGGUUUUGGGAAAGAAGCUGCCUGAAAGACCAAUAUAGUAAAAACAGAGCAUUUUUGAUUUGUAACUCCAAGGUUGUUUUUUUUAUGUACAUUUAACAAUGCCUUUCUGUGAAUGACUGUCUAUAGUAAUGUGCCUCCCUUCAGCAAUAGGUCUUUGAAAGCAAGAAGCAUCUGUUGUGAUGUCAAUUAAAGGGCUAAGAAUGUAUUUGAACAAAGUCGCUUGUCUAGUACCAAGAGAAUAUUUAAACAAUUUGUGUUAGUGUUCCCCCUUCCCCCUUAAUUCAAAGCCAUUAGGAAGUCAUUUUAAAACCACGAAAAAAAGGUAGAAAAUUAAAUGUGUGAAAAAAUCUGCAAUCUCGGAUAAAUUUGUGUGUAAAAACAUUGAUCCUUGUGAAACCAAUUUUUAUAUAGGAAUUGUCAGUUUCAUGUGCAUAACUUUAAGAGGAUAGAGCUAUACUUUUUGGUUUGUGAGAAAAAUUGGCAGUAGGAACAAGUAAAGGUUAAUUCCAUGCUGAAAAAGAAAUAAGAACGCCAUCUCAGCAGCCUCUUUCAGAUGUGGCACUACUUGUCAAGAGCACUUUUUCCUUACUGCCUGCAGCUCACAGCACCACUUGGGUGGCUGCUGCACUACACAAUGAGGAAACCUCCCAGCCAGUGUGGAUUACACACUGCCCCUUGGGGAUUCCUAACCCAAGAUGGCUGACAGUAUCGCCAGGUUCAGACCAGCAAGAUUGGAGCCCAACUCCAAUCCACAGGAGUUGCUGUCCAGCAGGUUUUAGAAACUCUCCUUAAAAAAAAAACUCUAAAGAUGAAGGAGAGGCUUCAACUUUUCCACUUAAGGAAAACAAGGAGUCCAAUUGUUUGAAUUUAAGAGCACAGGUGGAAAGAAAACCAUAAAGCCUCUUGUCCUCCAAAACUCCAGGUUGUGCAUCUCCUGCUCUAUUAUUUGUACACUCAAGGCACCUAAAUGCAGCCUUCGACCAACAGGCUAUAGAGUGUAUCUAUCCCACACCUGAGGAUAUGUUAUUUUAAAGGGAAAUGUAUUGUUGCGCCAAUGUUAUAUUCAAAUAGGUGGAAAAAAGGGAAUUGCGUUCAGAAUGUCUCUAUCCCUUGUAAGUGCGAGAUUUAAAGCAGUGCAUUUUUGGCUUUGAGGUACGGUUUCACAGACUCCAGAAGCCCUAGUCCUAGUAUAACUUAACUUUAGGUAGCCAGAGACUAGAACUAAUGAGAAACAGGCCUAAACGUAUUUUGUGUUUUAGGACGAUGUUCGCCUACAAAGAACAAUGUUUCAGAUUCUGGGACAGUAAGAAUGAAAAUGAGAAUGUAAUUUAAGGGACUUUAAUGGCUAAUGAGAGUGCAAUGAUCCCUCAGUGUUGUAGGGACUACACUCUGUGAAUGUUGCCUUUUUGUGUCUUCCAAGGCUUGCCAAGAACGUUGCCUUAAGCAGAUGGUGUUUUUACUUGCUUGAAAACUUGCAUAAAGAAGAUAUGCAUGAUUGUGUGUUGUUCACUGAUUAGAUCAACUUUACAUUAUUGCUUAUACAAAUGUGCUUAGAUUGAGAUCAUCAUGUGACUGUAUUUAAUAGAUUACACACAACUUUAAUAUCAUUAAAAACUCUAAACCAACAGUAAUGUCUAGAGGAAAUACUACUGCCUCUGUAUUUCACAGACCACUGUUAAAUGUGCACUUUUUCUCUUUCAUGUAAAACUUUUCCUCAUUAGAUGGAAGAUGCUUUGAAUGGAAGCCAAUUAAAAAGUUAAACUGCUAUACUGUA